AUGGCAAUAAGCUUCUUUGAUCAAUUUAUAUCCCCAGUUUACUUAGGGAUCCCCCUCAUGGCAUUAGCCUUAACGCUCCCUUGAGUUCUAUUCCCGACCCCUUCAGCCCGAUGAUUAAACAACCGCGUACUAACCCUCCAGGGAUGGUUUAUUAAUCGGUUUACACAGCAACUUCUUCUGCCUUUAAACCCAGGAGGCCAUAAAUGAGCCGCCCUGUUAGCCUCCUUAAUGGUCUUCUUAAUUUCCCUUAACAUGCUAGGCCUCCUCCCCUACACUUUUACCCCUACUACGCAACUAUCCCUCAAUAUGGGCCUAGCCGUCCCCCUCUGACUGGCAACAGUAAUUAUCGGAAUGCGUAACCAGCCAACCCACGCCCUAGGUCAUCUCCUCCCUGAAGGAACACCACCACUACUAAUCCCCGUCCUAAUUAUCAUCGAGACAAUUAGCCUAUUCAUCCGGCCUCUAGCCCUCGGAGUCCGACUAACAGCUAAUUUAACAGCAGGACAUCUCCUCAUCCAACUGAUUGCCACAGCGGCAUUCGUUCUUCUUCCCCUAAUACCCACUGUGGCGGUCCUAACAGCCGUUGUCCUCUUCCUGCUUACCCUCCUGGAGGUUGCCGUAGCAAUAAUUCAAGCCUACGUCUUCGUUCUCCUAUUAAGCCUCUACUUACAAGAAAACGUUUAA
This is a messenger RNA of Seriola dumerili (greater amberjack), 684 nucleotides long. NCBI's taxonomy places the organism in Eukaryota, Metazoa, Chordata, Actinopteri, Carangiformes, Carangidae. The record is from the annotation of a RefSeq genome assembly.